AUCAGUUUGUACGAGAUAUACAAGAGUUGGAAGAUUUACUGUUGACGAAAAAGGGAUUUCUCGGGAUCUGAUGGUCACCCUGCUUUAACAAAAUAAAAUCUGUGAAGGUUCUUUUAACCCGCCAAAUUUAUCACGUUAGCAUUUCGACAAAUUGCGAUUAAGGCGACGGCAUCACUCGGGGGAAUUUUACCUAUGCAACAUGAAAAAAAUGCAUUCAUUUUGAAUCGCGAUUAAGGCUGAAUAGGUUAUUCAAAAUCAAAAGGAUACAGCUCAAAACAAUUUUAAACGGAAAAAUGGGGAACGGAAUGAGAUAUCACAUCAAGUUCCUGUUUAUUGCCUUCGUUAUUUCAACGAUAUCCGGGCAAGAUGUGAGGAAUGAUGGCUGCAAUCCGGACAUGGUCUUCACGGAUACAGGAAGUCCAGCUUGUGAUGCAAAUGAUGGUACCUUGGAACUCUUGCAAGUUGUAUUUCGACAUGGAGACCGCACUCCGAUUCAAUUUUACCCCACUGACCCUUGGAGACACGGGUAUAAUUGGCCUCGCGGACUCGGUCAACUCACACCGGACGGUAAACGGAGGUUGGUUUGCCUUGGGAAUUGGGUUCAGACCUCAUACGAACGUUUCCUGUGUGGCGGGUAUAAUUCAACACUGUAUCCGGUGCGCAGCACAAACACAGACAGAACCAUGCAAAGUGCAGAAUUGUUCAUGAUGGGAACAUUUCCUCCAUUGGGAGGCAUUUCGGAGGACAUGAUGGACCGGGUUCCACUGAACCUGUAUGACAUUAAACGAGUUCCUUGUGACAAGGAUACGCUUUUGCGACGUGAUACAUUUUGCCCGGCGGCGAGAACAGAAGAGUUUCGAGUGAGGAAAAACAACAGGCGGCUAAAAAUGUUGGCUGCUGAAAACGCUGAUGCACAUAAAUGCAUUUUGGCCAAUUCUGGACUACCGCCAUCUAUGGACUUAUUUCAAAUGUCCACUCUACUUUAUGAUCUGCUCACGGUUGAGCGUCAACACAACAUGUGUCUUCCUGAGUGGACUCGAAGCAUAUACCCGAAACCUGUUCAGCACUUGGCCGGCAUCGACAUGUUCAUGACGACCUAUUCCCCUCUUUUGACUCGGCUUCGCGUUGGUAAACCCGAUCAGCAAUUUCUUGAAACCAACGUCCAAGAAAUUGUGAUUGCUCAAUUUGAAUUGAAUCUCUUCAAGAAAAGGUGUGCUGGCCACGAUUCGACUGUUAGUGGGCUUUUGGGUGCCUUUGGGUAUUCCAGAUCGCACUUUCCUGAACCCGCCGCAGGGGUUUUCAUUGAGUUGAGGAAGAAAUGGGACGGCACGAAAACCCCGUAUUAUGUCAAGGUCUACUACAAACGUGGUUCUCUCGUGGAAACCCUCAAAAUACCUGGAUGCAAAUGCAUGUGCAAGCUGACAGAUGCGAAUGCCCUUCUCAAACCUAUACAGCUCACCGAAAAAAUGCUGAAAUCUGAAUGCGAGGAGUGUGGAGAUGACGCGGAAUGCUUGAAGGCGAAAGAAUCCCAAAAAUAGCAUAAGUCAACGUUCAAAGCCUGCUGAUUUGAUGCCAAUGCAAAUCUCACUGACAAUGUGUUGUUCUUCAGUUACCGUAUUUUUUAUUGUUUGAAAGACGGAAGUAAAAUUUUUCGACGUAA
This is a messenger RNA of Notodromas monacha, 1660 nucleotides long. The record is from the annotation of a GenBank genome assembly. Lineage: Eukaryota; Metazoa; Arthropoda; Ostracoda; Podocopida; Cyprididae.